AUGGAUCCAGGCGUGAUAGCUGUCAUUGGCACCACCGGUGUCGGGAAGUCCAACCUAUCGAUCCAGCUUUCCAAGGAACUCGACGGAGAGGUCAUCAAUGGAGACGCCCUCCAGGUCUAUCAGGGAAUGGAUAUCAUCACCAACAAGAUGCCCAUGGACGAACGCGAAGGUGUUGUGCACCACCUUAUGGACUUUUUGCCCAUGGACCAGGAAUACUCUGUAUUGGACUUCAAAGCCGACGCCCUAGGUCUGAUUGAAAAGAUCCAUGAACGGAAGCAUAUGCCGGUCGUAGUCGGAGGAACACACUACUACAUCCAAUCCCUCCUUUGGCGCGACACUUUGCUGGACACGAAAAAGAAUGUCGGGGCACUAUCAGAAACGCAACAACAGAAAGAAUCGUACACAAACGAAAAGUUUUUACGCGACUCAGAUACUGCGACGUUGUACAAGAAGCUGCAGGAGGUCGAUCCGAUCAUGGCUAACAAGUGGCAUGAGAACGACCGGCGGAAAAUCACUCGCUCACUACAGGUUUUCUUUGAGACAGGCGAAUGUCAGAGCGAUCUGAUCAAGAAGCAGCAUGCUCUGCCAGGCAGUGAAAGACUUCGAAUGCCAACAUGCAUAUUCUGGGUUUAUUCCGCUCCAGAUGUACUAAAUGCUCGUCUAGACGCAAGAGUUGAUACAAUGGUCAAGGGUGGUCUUUUCGAAGAGAUUCAAGGAAUGAGAAAGAGCGUAGGACCAAACACGGACUAUGAGCGCGGAAUCUGGCAGGCAAUUGGCUACAAAGAGUUUGACCCAUACUUUACUGCAGUCGAGGAGGCGAUCAAGGAUAAUCAACCAACAGACACAGAAGAGCUGGAAAAGCUGAAAUCAGAGUGCACAGAGACGAUGAAGACGAGGACAAGGCAAUACGCAAAGCGGCAAGUUCUUUGGAUCCGCAACAAGCUGCUCCCACUCUGCCGCGAGAAGGAGGUCAAGAUCUAUCUCCUAGACGCUACCUCGCUGGACACAUGGAAGGAAAACGUUGGCAAUGUCGCCGUCAAAAUCGCCAAAAAUUUCUUUGCAGGCGAAAGUCUUCCGGACGCCGAGGGUUUGAACCAAUAUGCCAAAGAAAUGCUCGCCGCCCAGCGAGAUCUUGAUGCGGUGUCGGCAUUAGAAUCGUGGGAAAAGAAAGAGUGCGACAUCUGCACAAGCAUGCAAAGAAUCAUGCACGAAAAGUAUGCUCAACCAGCGGGUUCUACCACUACCACCUUAACAGAAGAACAACAACUCCCAGCACCAAUAAUCAUCCAUGGCCCGACGAGCUGGGAACAACACUUGCGGUCCAAGAUGCACCGCAAGAUGAGGACCAAUAAAGCCGAGAUGGAACGGGAUGGUGCUAAUUGGUGGUAUUUCAAGGCGCAGGAGUACAAGAAGCGGAAACGGGAGGGGACGCUGAACCAGGAGGUUGAGGUCGUUGGUAGGGUGUUGGAUGGUGAUGAUGAUGGUGUAAGGGGGCAGCCGGAGUCGAAAGUACGGCGGACGGAUGUGGAUGGUGAUGAUGGUGGUGAUAAGAAGGAUGAGAAGGCAUUGUAG
This is a messenger RNA of Linnemannia hyalina, 1572 nucleotides long. The record is from the annotation of a GenBank genome assembly. Lineage: Eukaryota; Fungi; Mortierellomycota; Mortierellomycetes; Mortierellales; Mortierellaceae.